Neohortaea acidophila is the source of this 1056-nucleotide messenger RNA. RefSeq names its product chaperonin 10-like protein. The coding region runs from base 1 to 1056 and encodes 351 amino acids. NCBI's taxonomy places the organism in Eukaryota, Fungi, Ascomycota, Dothideomycetes, Mycosphaerellales, Teratosphaeriaceae. The record is from RefSeq and is a predicted model, not a curated record. The transcript has 5 exons. Gene Ontology annotation, molecular function: zinc ion binding; oxidoreductase activity.
AUGUCCGUCCCAAAGACCCAGAUGGCCAUGGUGUGCGAGAAGUCCGGCGGCCCUGUGGUUUACAAGGAGAUCCCCGUCGAGGAGCCCAAGGCCGACGAGAUCUUGAUCAACGUCAAGUACUCCGGUGUGUGCCACACUGACUUGCACGCCGUCAACGGCGACUGGCCCCUGCCCACCAAGCUCCCGCUCGUCGGUGGCCACGAGGGUGCCGGUGUUGUUGUUGCCAAGGGCAGCUUGGUCGACGACUGGGAGAUCGGUGAGGGCGCUGGCAUCAAGUGGAUCAACGGCUCUUGCUUGCAGUGCGACUUCUGCCAACAGGCCGAUGAGCCUCUUUGCGCGAAGGCCCUCCUCUCCGGAUACACUGUUGAUGGGUCCUUCCAGCAAUACGCCAUUGCGAAGGCCGCACACGCCGCCCGCAUUCCCAAGGACGUCGCCCUGGACGCCAUCUCCCCCAUCCUGUGCGCCGGUAUCACCGUCUACAAGGGCCUGAAGGAGUCUGGUGCCAAGCCCGGCCAGACCGUCUGCAUUGUCGGUGGUGGUGGUGGUCUCGGAUCCAUUGCCCAGCAGUACGCCAAGGCCAUGGGCCUCCGAACAAUCGCCAUCGAUGCCGGUGAGGAGAAGCGAAAGAUGUGCUUGGAGCAACUCGGCUCCUACGCCUUCAUCGACUACUCCACCAGCAAGAACGUCAUCAAGGAUGUCCAGGCCGCCACUGAGGACGGUCUCGGCCCGCACGCCGUCAUCCUCGUCGCCACCAGCGAGAAGCCCUUCCAGCAGGCCGCCGAAUACGUCCGCCCGAGGGGAACUGUUGUGUUCAUCGGUCUCCCGGCCGGUGCCAAGGUGGUCGCCCCCGUCUUCGAGUCCGUCGUGAAGAUGAUCACCAUCCGUGCCUCGUACGUCGGCAACCGCAAGGACAGCUCCGAAGCCAUCGACUUCUUCCGCCGCGGCCUCAUCAAGGCCCCCUUCAAGGUUGUCGGUCUGUCCGAGCUCCAGAAGGUGUACGACCUCAUGCACGAGGCGAAGAUUGCCGGUCGUUACGUCCUCGACACCUCGAAGUAA